This is a messenger RNA of Anopheles marshallii, 1500 nucleotides long. RefSeq names its product nuclear pore complex protein Nup58 (gene Nup58). Gene Ontology annotation, cellular component: nuclear pore. The transcript has a single exon. Bases 1 to 1500 code for a protein of 499 amino acids. Gene Ontology annotation, biological process: nucleocytoplasmic transport. The record is from RefSeq and is a predicted model, not a curated record. Lineage: Eukaryota; Metazoa; Arthropoda; Insecta; Diptera; Culicidae. Gene Ontology annotation, molecular function: structural constituent of nuclear pore.
AUGUCUGGUUUCUCUUUCGGUACACCGACAACGUCGGCUCCGGCGUUUUCGUUCGGCACGCCAGCAGCAACAGCGAGCAUCGCCCCAGGCGCUUCUGUUACCCCGGUCGCUGCAGCAGCACCAGCGACAGGGUUUUCUUUCGGAACUGCUGCUGCCGCUACGACGACUACGGCUGCCGCCGUGCCUGGAUUUAGCUUUGGCAAGCCAACCACUACAACGGCAGCAGCACCACUCUCGUUUGGCCUUGGAACAACCGCCACGUCCGCAAGCCCUUUCGGAGGAUUAAGCGUGUCUGCCGGUACUACAGCCACAGCAACAACGACAUCAACAUUCGCAGUACCAACGCUUAACUUCGGAACUGCAGCGACAGCUACAGCCGGUGGGACCAACACACUCGGUCUAGGAAAUACCGCCACAGGAGGUCUUUUCGGUGCUGCCAAAUCAACAACCGCUACCGUGGCAGUCCCAACAACCUCCACCACCACCACCGUGGGCUUGGGCGGGGUAGACAUAAAUGCCAACCAGCCCAAAUCGGUUGAAGGCAAAAAUGACAACACGAAAGCGAAAGAAUCGCAAGUCCCGCAGGAAAUCAUCAGCACCGUGGAACACCUGAAGGAACACAUCAAGAAGCAGAAAACUAUUGGGUCGGAUAUCGCUCGUUCCUCCGCCCGGAAGAUGUCGAACGUGUCCAGCGAAAUAAAAAACCUCACCAGCGUACUGGCGGAACUAUCGAACAGUGUGAACAAUAAUCAGAACGCGAUCAAAAUGCUACGACACGAAACGUCCGGCAUUACGCGUCAAGCGGACAUGGCACAGCGUACGCAGGAGACACCCGCCGGGCUACAGUUCGAAAAUACAUUGCCCCUGCAGUACUUCAUCGAGCUGAUCCAAAAGUAUGAAUCUGACCUAAUCAAUCUAAAGCAGCAGGUAGAGCUAACAGAAAAACACAUGAACUCGCUUACGACACCACAAUAUUUUACGCCUCAAGAUUUAAAGCUUUGCCUGCAGCAGAUCUACGAAAGCUUUGUGGCGCUUGCGGGUCGCCUUCAUGAGCUGCACCAGAAAGUAGAAACCCAAAAGGAACAGUAUCUUAAUCUAAGGCGAUACCUUCUGCGCGACAAUACGGACGUGUUUGAGAGCAGCGAAGGCGCCAAGGAGGGCUCCAAUGUGACGGACAAGUUUGCACUCAAUAUCUCUUCCGGGCCGACGCCAUUCUCGACCGUAAUGGGCAAUGUCAGCUUCGGAGUUUCCCUGCGACAGACCGGAGCCGGUACAUCGCUCUGGUCAGGUGCUGGAGCAGGACUGACGGGGGCGGACCAACACAAAGGAGGUGCCUUCGGACAGACGAAUUUUUUCGGCUUGAACACCGGAACUAGUACGGCCGGCAGCGAUCCGUUCGGAAACCGGUUAGGCUUUGGGUUAGGGACCAUGUCCGCAACUGGAGGCGAUGCGUUCAACUUGCAAAAACCACCGCUAGGGAGCAAAAGAAAUAAAUUGUAA